Messenger RNA from Pyrus x bretschneideri (Chinese white pear), 327 nucleotides. Its product is annotated as auxin-responsive protein SAUR71-like. The coding region runs from base 1 to 327 and encodes 108 amino acids. The transcript has a single exon. Gene Ontology annotation, biological process: response to auxin. Lineage: Eukaryota; Viridiplantae; Streptophyta; Magnoliopsida; Rosales; Rosaceae. The record is from RefSeq and is a predicted model, not a curated record.
AUGGGGGUGAGGAGCAGCAAGGUUUUGAGCCAAUUGAUCGGAGCUCCAAGAGUACAAAGAUUAAAAAGACUAAAGAGCCAUAAUUCAGUGACACCAAAAGGUUAUGUUCCUGUUUGUGUUGGAGUACAUGGUGAUACGAAGCGUUUCAUGGUUCAUAUGACGUUGCUUCAUCAUGCAGACUUCUCUGAGCUGCUGCAUAGAUCAGCUGAAGAAUAUGGUUUUCCUAAUGAUGGACUUUUGAGGAUUCCAUACGAGGCCAAGGAUUUUGAAGAGUACUGGAUGAUCAAACGGUCCAAACCCAAAAUUUACAAGAUUGAACCAGUUUAA